Fusarium odoratissimum NRRL 54006 is the source of this 360-nucleotide messenger RNA. RefSeq lists its product as uncharacterized. Bases 1 to 360 code for a protein of 119 amino acids. The record is from RefSeq and is a predicted model, not a curated record. NCBI's taxonomy places the organism in Eukaryota, Fungi, Ascomycota, Sordariomycetes, Hypocreales, Nectriaceae. The transcript is spliced from 2 exons.
AUGGACUAUGAUUGGUCACGGCAGCAAGGGGCGUUCGUACAUCCACACCCCAGCACUACCCAGCCCUUCGAGCCAUCUGGCUCAGUUCCUCUACCGCUCUCAAUAUCUGUCGCCAACUUGUCAGCGCCUCCAUCCCAAGAUACAGCACAGACUGUGCCCCUGACACAUCUGAGUAGUUCCGCCCUUCCCACUGAAAACAUUCCUUUCUACGGUAUGGCCACGACUGGUGUCCUGUCUUACACCCUCAACAACACUCCACCAACUAUAGCUCCAUUGAUCGCCCAAUUUCAGACACAACCCUGUUCCCGUCCACCCAAAGCACCUUUUACCAGCAAUGCACCCAGGCAAACCCACCUAUAG